UACAACUAAAUACUCUCAUCCCACAGCGCCCUUCAUCAACAUCAAAUCGUCUACUUGACAGUCCGCUGACAACCUUUAAACAACUUCACCGUACUAUUCAUCAACACUCGGCAAGAUGCAGAUCUUCGUCAAGACCCUCACCGGCAAGACCAUCACUCUUGAGGUCGAGUCUUCCGACACCAUCGACAACGUUAAGUCGAAGAUUCAAGACAAGGAGGGAAUUCCUCCCGACCAGCAGCGAUUGAUCUUCGCCGGAAAGCAGCUUGAAGACGGUCGCACUCUUUCUGACUACAACAUUCAGAAGGAGAGCACUCUCCACCUUGUCCUCCGCCUGCGUGGUGGUAUGCAAAUCUUCGUCAAGACCCUGACUGGAAAGACCAUUACCCUUGAGGUCGAAUCCUCCGACACCAUCGACAAUGUGAAGUCUAAGAUCCAGGACAAGGAGGGCAUUCCUCCCGACCAACAGCGCUUGAUCUUUGCGGGCAAGCAACUUGAGGACGGCCGAACUCUGUCCGACUACAACAUCCAGAAGGAGUCCACUCUUCACCUGGUCCUUCGUCUCCGUGGUGGAAUGCAAAUCUUCGUGAAGACCCUCACUGGCAAGACAAUCACCCUUGAGGUUGAGUCAUCGGACACCAUUGACAACGUCAAAUCGAAGAUUCAGGACAAGGAGGGUAUCCCACCUGACCAACAGCGACUUAUUUUCGCCGGUAAGCAGUUGGAAGAUGGCCGAACCCUCAGCGACUACAACAUCCAGAAGGAAUCCACCCUUCACCUUGUGCUCAGACUUCGUGGUGGUAUGCAGAUCUUCGUCAAGACAUUGACGGGCAAGACUAUUACCCUGGAAGUUGAAUCUUCGGACACUAUCGACAACGUUAAGUCAAAGAUCCAGGACAAGGAAGGCAUCCCUCCCGACCAGCAACGUCUUAUCUUCGCGGGUAAGCAACUGGAGGAUGGUCGCACUUUGAGCGACUACAACAUCCAAAAGGAGUCUACGCUCCACUUGGUCCUCCGUCUACGUGGUGGACAAUAGAUGCUUGACGACGACGGCGAAUGACGACACUUGCACGAAUUGGCGUUAAUGGUUUCUGCCCAAGAUAGGGCUUUCGAGGUUGAUUGCAUCAAUGGACAUAUUAUAAUGGUCUUCAGAUAGUGCAUCAUGAUGAAUUGAUGCCCGGGACUAAUAUACCUCCUGUUGUUCAUUGACA
This is a messenger RNA of Annulohypoxylon truncatum, 1208 nucleotides long. Its product is annotated as polyubiquitin. Gene Ontology annotation, biological process: modification-dependent protein catabolic process; protein ubiquitination. NCBI's taxonomy places the organism in Eukaryota, Fungi, Ascomycota, Sordariomycetes, Xylariales, Hypoxylaceae. The transcript is spliced from 2 exons. The record is from RefSeq and is a predicted model, not a curated record. Gene Ontology annotation, cellular component: cytoplasm; nucleus. Gene Ontology annotation, molecular function: protein tag activity; ubiquitin protein ligase binding. The coding region runs from base 116 to 1033 and encodes 305 amino acids.